This is a messenger RNA of Aspergillus pseudoviridinutans, 2445 nucleotides long. RefSeq names its product beta-glucosidase. Gene Ontology annotation, biological process: glucan catabolic process. Bases 1 to 2445 code for a protein of 814 amino acids. The transcript has 2 exons. The record is from RefSeq and is a predicted model, not a curated record. Gene Ontology annotation, molecular function: beta-glucosidase activity. NCBI's taxonomy places the organism in Eukaryota, Fungi, Ascomycota, Eurotiomycetes, Eurotiales, Aspergillaceae.
AUGACCAGCAUUUCUCAUCUACUCGUGUCUGGUCUGUUGGCCGCUGUUGUGGUCAAUGGCCAGCAAUAUGACCCGCCAGCUCGAAGUUUAGGUGCUUUCACCUAUGUCCAGCCCCGUAACACGACUAUUCUCGGGCCUUACGGACACUCUCCUCCCAUUCUUCCAUCGCCCAACGCUACCGGACUUGGCGGCUGGGAGGCCGCCUUCGCCAAAGCUCAGCACUUUGUCGCGGAGUUGACGCUUGAAGAAAAGGCUGACAUGGUCACUGGGCAACCAGGCCCUUGCGUUGGGAAUAUUGUGGCCAUUCCCCGACUCGGCUUCAAUGGUCUCUGCUUGCAAGACGGGCCGUUGGCCAUCCGUGUCGCCGACUAUGCGAGCGUCUUCUCUGCUGGCGUGACAGCUGCGUCAACAUGGGACAGGGACAUUUUGUACGAGCGCGGUUUCGCUAUGGGACAGGAGUUCAGAGCCAAAGGUGCCCAUAUCGCGCUCGCACCUGUUGCUGGUCCCCUUGGGCGCUCAGCCUACGGGGGCAGAAACUGGGAGGGCUUCGCGGCGGACCCGUAUCUGACUGGCGUUGCGAUGGAGCGAACCAUCCAGGGCCUCCAGGAUGCCGGCGUUCAGGCUACUGCGAAGCAUUACGUCGGCAACGAGCAAGAGACCCAGCGUAAUCCAAGCUACGACUAUAGUGGCACGGCCCCACAAAUCAAGCAGGAAGCUAUUUCCUCUAAUAUUGAUGACCGAACUAUGCACGAGCUUUAUCAUUGGCCGUUCGCCAACGCUGUGCGCGCUAAGGUUGCUUCCGUCAUGUGUUCCUAUCAGCGCCUCAACGGCUCCUACGCCUGUCAGAACUCCAAGGCUCUCAUUGGCCUCCUCAAGGAGGAGCUUGGCUUCCAGGGAUAUAUUAUGUCCGACUGGGGCGGCACUCAUUCCGGUGUCGCGUCCAUUGAGAGUGGUCUCGACAUGAAUAUGCCGGGGGGUCUCGGUCCAUACGGCCUUUACCGUGAGGAAGGCUCCUUCUUUGGAGGAAACGUGACUUCUGCUGUCAACAACGGAACUAUCGAUGAAUCGCGCGUGGAUGAUAUGAUCGUUCGCAUCAUGACUCCUUACUACUGGCUCAGCCAGGACAAAGACUUCCCCUCGGUUGACCCUUCAACCGUUGAGCUAAAUACCUUUUCGCCACGGUCUACAUGGCUUCGCGAGUUUAAUAUCACCGGGGAGUCUACUCGUGAUGUCCGUGGGAAUCAUGGCGAGCUGAUUCGCAGACAGGCUGCUGAGGCCACCAUUCUGCUCAAGAACGAGGGCAAUGCGUUGCCUUUGAAGGCGCCGAAGUCAAUUGCGAUUUUUGGCAACGAUGCUGGCGAGGACACUAUGGGUGCCUAUAACGGAGAGAACUUUGAGUUUGGCACACUUGCUGCAGGUGGUGGCUCAGGCACGGGUCGCUUCACAUAUUUGGUCUCACCGCUGGCGGCCCUCACUGCUCGUGCUAAGCAGGAUAACGCUCUGGUCCAGUUUUGGUUGAACAACACCCUCGUCGCCGAUUCAAAUGUCACUGAUCUUUGGAUCCCCGCCCCGCCUGAAGCUUGUCUCAUCUUCCUCAAAACAUGGGCAACCGAGGGUUCAGACCGCGAGCAUCUAUCGGUGGACUAUAAUGGAAACAACCUCGUGAAUUCGGUCGCCAAAGUCUGCCACAAUACCAUCGUCAUCACUCAUUCCUCUGGUAUUAACGAACUCCCCUUUGCCAACCACCCUAACGUGACUGCCAUCCUUGCGGCCCAUUACCCUGGGGAGGAAUCUGGCAACUCGAUUGUCGAUGUCCUUUACGGUGAUAUCAAUCCAUCCGGGAAGCUGCCAUACACGAUCGCCAAAAACGGCAGCGAUUACAAUGCCCCACCCACGACUGAGGUGACCACAACAGGUCAGUAUGACUGGCAAUCAUGGUUCAACGAGAAGCUUGAAGUCGACUACCGUUACUUCGACGCCCGAAACAUGUCAGUCCUUUAUGAGUUUGGCUACGGCCUGUCUUACUCAACCUUCAGCCUCUCCAACAUCAAAGCCAAAGCCCUGGCCAAGUCCGUUUCCUCGGCACCGGAGGAUCGUCCGAUUCAGCCCGGAGGAAAUCCUUCUCUUUGGGUGGCCAUCUACGAUGUGUCCGUGUUGGUCACCAAUACAGGUAAUGUGGAGGGCGCAACGGUGCCGCAGCUCUACGUGACAUUUCCCGAUAGUGUCCCUGGGACCCCGCCCAAGCAGCUUCGAGGGUUCGACAAGGUUUACCUGGCUCCUGGAGAAUCGUGCACUGUAAAUUUUGAGCUGAUGCGGAGAGACCUCAGCUAUUGGGAUGUGGUGUCGCAGGAGUGGCUGAUUCCCAAGGGCGAGUUUGUCAUUAGUGUGGGAUUCAGUAGCAGGGAUUUGAGGAAGGUUGUCAACAUUAAGCCUGUGACGGCUUGA